Hemiscyllium ocellatum (epaulette shark) is the source of this 2753-nucleotide messenger RNA. RefSeq names its product polyglutamylase complex subunit TTLL1-like. Gene Ontology annotation, biological process: protein polyglutamylation; microtubule cytoskeleton organization. The coding region runs from base 204 to 1469 and encodes 421 amino acids. Gene Ontology annotation, molecular function: tubulin binding; tubulin-glutamic acid ligase activity. The transcript has 9 exons. Gene Ontology annotation, cellular component: cilium. The record is from RefSeq and is a predicted model, not a curated record. NCBI's taxonomy places the organism in Eukaryota, Metazoa, Chordata, Chondrichthyes, Orectolobiformes, Hemiscylliidae.
CGCAUCAUUCACCCGCCUUUCGGGGGCUGUUCAUUGAUACGCAUGCGCGUUGACAGAGCGCACAGGCCGUGAAGGUUUGUCUGUGAGGUCUCCUCAGUCUGAUUGAGGCGAGUUGUCAAACUGUCUUGCCUCACAAUCAACGUCUUCCGACAUUGCAGAUUUUAUUCAUUAACUUAACUAUUCUUUUUCAAUUCAUCGAACGUAUGGCCGGGAAAGUAAAGUGGGUGACAGACAUCGAAAAAUCGGUGCUUGUGAAUAAUUUUGAGAAGAGGGGUUGGAGUCAGACUUCUACUGAUGAAGACUGGAACUUUUACUGGAUGAGUGUACAGACAAUUCGAAAUGUUUUCAGCAUUGAAAAUGGCUACCGUCUGAAUGAUGACCAAAUUGUGAACCAUUUCCCAAACCAUUAUGAGUUGACAAGGAAGGACCUUAUGGUAAAGAAUAUCAAGCGCUAUCGCCGGGAGCUGGAAAGAGAAGCAAGCCCACUUGUGGAGAAGGAUGAAAAUGGGAAAUAUGUUCAUCUAGAUUUUAUCCCUGUCACGUUCAUGCUGCCUGGGGAUUACAAUUUGUUUGUUGAGGAAUUCCGGAAGAACCCAACUAGCACAUGGAUAAUGAAGCCAUGUGGGAAGGCUCAAGGGAAGGGAAUAUUUCUCAUUAAUAAACUUUCCCAGAUUAAGAAGUGGUCGCGUGACAGCAGAACUACUACAUUUAUAUCUCCUGCUGGGAAGGAGGCAUAUGUCAUUUCAUUGUACAUAGACAACCCACUGCUGAUUGGUGGAAAAAAGUUUGAUUUACGCUUAUAUGUAUUGGUGACCUCCUAUCGACCACUAAAAUGUUAUAUGUAUCGACUAGGAUUUUGUCGUUUUUGUACAAUGAAGUACACUCCAAGCACCAGUGAAUUAGAUAACAUGUUUGUGCAUCUUACAAAUGUAUCUGUGCAGAAACAUGGGGGUGACUAUAAUCCAAUCCAUGGUGGGAAAUGGUCAGUAAGCAACCUGCGACUGUAUCUGGAAAGUACACAGGGAAAGGAUGUGACUGAUAAACUCUUUGAUGAUAUUCACUGGAUAGUUGUUCACUCACUGAAGGCUGUGGCACCUGUUAUGAUUAAUGAUCGACACUGCUUUGAAUGUUAUGGUUACGACAUCAUCAUUGAUGACAAAUUGAAGCCAUGGCUCAUUGAGGUGAAUGCAUCCCCUUCUCUUUCUUCUACCACUGCCAAUGACCGUAUUCUGAAAUACAACCUUAUCAAUGACACUUUAAACAUUGUUGUACCAAAUGGAGAGAUGCCAGACUGCAAAUGGAGCAGAUGCCCACCGAAGGAAGCACUUGGACAUUAUGAACUGUUAUAUGACGAAGAGUUAGCACAAAAUGAGGGCGUGGAAUGUGAGGGGAAGCCUCGUAUGGGGCCUUCUUUCACCAAAGGCAAUCGAUUGAAGGAUUCCAGAAAGCCGUUUUCAACAUGGAAAUAAAAUCAAUUUGAUAUUAAAUCACUGAAUAAAUGCCUAGCACUAGAAAUGUUUUUCAGAUAGACCAGUGUUCAUUUAAAGCUAUUCCAAUUACAGUAUUAAAGCUGUUUAAUUUUUUGAAGGAUAUUUCUGGACUAAAUUGACAUGUUCUUAAUACAAAUUGGUACAACUGAUAAAUCUGAACAUGCAUUAUAGUAUUGCAAACUAUUUUCACUGAAUUCAAGGGACCAUCAGUUUGAUUGACCUUACAGUUAAUACGCAAACAUUACCAAGUUAUUGCUUGGCAAGAUAAAGAUCUACUAAUUAUACCAUCCUGUAUCAUAUCCAGAUCUUUGCAUGGCAUAAAACUGUAAUUGCAUUUGUUUCUGGAGUAUGUAUUCCCACUAUGAAGAUGGUUGAUGAGAGUCCAUGUCGGUGCAGAUGUCCAAAAACAUCAGUCACCGUGACAUGACCUUUGUCACCUGUAUGCUUUUUGCACAUCCACAGUUGACGACAUGUAAUCAGUGCAUGGAAUCACCUCCCACAUGUGUGUACAAGUCAACACCUCUCUCCUCACAUCUGUGCACACUCCUCCUCUGCAGAUAUUUGAAAUAUUCAGGAAUAGUCUUGAGAUAAAGGGCAAAGGCGGAGCCCACUGCAGCCAUCCUGCCAACAUCAGCUAAAAUCAGAAAUACCCAGUCUAACCCAUUUUCUAAUUGUUUUGUUUUACGAGUAUGUCAGUAUAUUUGUUCUGCACCAUAAUACUUGUAUUCAUUGCUUGUCACUGAUGUAGAACUGCAACUCUGCAUUUCUGCCCAUGCACUUUUUUGACCUUCUGUUUUUUACAUGUCUGUGACUGCUGAAGUAAAUGUCAUGGGAGAGGGGAGGCUUCUAUGUAGCUGCAGGUUAAUACACAACACAUAACUAGUGAGGUAGCAUAUUUUUAAUUUGAAAGCGACAUGUCCACACUCUGCCAAAGAACUAUUUAAGCUGGAACUGAGCUUUGUCAUUGUAUUGUAUGCUGUUCAGUUUGUGCAGGGCAACUGGACCCAUGCGCUCUAUAGUACGUUUGUAACCACCUGAAAGUACGAGCAGGCAGUGCCUGUUGGUACGUAUCUCUGUAUGGUGUUUUUUUUUUAGUUUUUAUAGAGAUGCCCAAGAUAUACUUACAAGUACCAAAUUGUAUUUUGUGGUUUGGGCAUUUGAAUGGAGUUUUAUGCUGUUCUGAUAUCAACUGCAUUGUUCCAAGUUGUCCAAAAAUUUUGUUUACUACAGAAAUUGCACUGUUCAUUAUUUAUUGAUUUUUCA